GCAGUCAAAGGCAAUACUUUAAACAUUACCGUCUUCUUUCCACUUUAUAUUCUGUACACAGUUUUAAAAGCUGCAGCAUCUUAAGCCUCUGCGAUUUCUUCCAGCGUUUUUCUAUGCUUUGAUCAGAUUUUGAAGAUUCUCUCUUAAGACUGCGGCUACAUGUAAUAAUAAUGCAGUGUGAUAACUGGAACUGGUAGGGAUUUAAGUAGACUGCACACAGAGUGUAAAUAUUCUCAUGGUAUGAAUUCAUAGCUGUCACCUGGGAUGUUACGAGCACUCAUCAGAUAGAGUUGGUUGUGGUUGUGAGACGCUGCAGCUCUGUACGUCUGUUUCUAACGUUUGCGGAAGGUGAGAAUGAAAAACCUCGAGGCACGAACUCAAUCUUCCAUGACCUUAAAAUAAAACUUCUCCUGUUAUCACAGAUCGGCGCUCCUGUUUUUCCCAUUCCUCUGCUUGUCUACCCUGUUUUCAGACCUAAUCUUUAUUAAAGUAGAAAGUUGUUUUGAGAGGACCAAAAAGUGCACUUGAAAACAAACUGCUCUCACCUUGCAGUUAUAUUGUCCCUUUUAAGGUGUUAGUAUGCGUCAAACAAAGUGCUUCUCUAAUAGUCACACAUGGCAUCUGAAACACCGCCCCCUGACACCUUUCUAACAUUGGAAACUGGGAGGGUGGGGGGUUUUCUUCUUUCCAAAACCAACAAUUGGACAAGCACUUUAUGUAGCAAUUGGCCCAGUCUUUUCAUGUUUACAACACCAUCAUGCAACACCUCCACUUGUAUGACUCAUCGCAUUUUGCCCCUCUCUUCUUUGCAGCCAGCUUUUGCCCCACCUUCCAGUAUGGCCACUAUGGACACGUUCGUUUUGAGCAUACACCAGACUUGAAAUUACUUCCUUCUGGAUGCUUUGCUGCGGCUGGCGGCAGUUGUCGACGCACGUUCGCUGCGAGUGGCCCUCCGAGACAGCAUACAGGAGCUGCUACCCAGCACGGAGUGUGUCUGCGUCUACAUGCUGGAGGGACACUCAAGGCUGCUAUCAGACGACCCGCCACAUGAACUGCCACAGGAGGGAAAGAUCAGGAGUAUUGCGGACCAGCUGAAGCGAUGUCAGUGUGCCGGUCUUCCUGUGUCCGAGCUGCCAGAGAAAUACAGAAUCUGCCUCGCAGCACCGUUACCAGCACACAGAAGAGCUGUUGUCAUUCCUAUCUUGGACCAGGAGCGGGACAAGGCCAUCGCUGUCUUACUGGUGGGCUGUAAUCCACUGUCUGAUCAGGAUGAAUUGCAUCUUAACGUGCUGGAAAAACAUGCCUCAGCGGCGUGUGUACGAGUCCAGGCUGUUCAGACAUCCUACCAGAGGCCUCCUCUCAGCCCCUCUCCCAUACAGUCCCACAAUGCACUGCUGCACCUCAACGUCUCAGACCAGGACUACUGCGAACUGGACCGCAACAUCCUGCAGCUCUGUGGUGAGCUCUUUGACCUUGAUGCAGCCUCUCUUCAGCUCAAAGUCAUCAAUUAUCUGCAGCAACAGACUCAGUCGCAGUGUUGUUGUUUGCUACUGGUGUCUGAGGACAACCACCAGCUUUUCUGCCAGGUAGUUGGAGACAAAGUCCUGGAGGAGGAGAUCAGCUUCCCGCUGAUGUUUGGACGCUUUGGUCAGGUUGUGGAGAAGAAGAAGUCAAUUACUCUUCAGGACAUCAGUGCUGAGGAGCGUAGGCAGCUGUCCAGUAUGUUGGGCUGUGAGAUCUCCUCCAUGCUUUGUGUCCCAGUGGCCAGCAGGGCCACCAGUCAGGUGGUAGCGCUAGCGUGCGCCUUUAACAAGCAGGGUGGGCAGAGACACACAGAGGCAGAUGAGCAUGCAAUCCAGCACUGUUUCUGCUACACUUCAACGGUCCUCACUUCAACUUUGGCCUUCCAGAAAGAACAGAAACUCAAAGUGGAGUGCCAGGCACUCUUACAAGUGGCCAAGAAUCUCUUCACACACUUGGAUGAUGUGUCAGUGCUGUUACAGGAAAUUAUAGUGGAGGCCAGGAACCUCAGUGAUGCAGAGAUUUGUUCAGUGUUCCUGCUGGAUCGAGUCAGUCAUGAGUUGGUGGCAAAGGUGUUUGACGGGGGCGUGGUUAGUGACGAAGAGAAGGAGUUUCGUAUUCCAGCGGAUCAGGGUAUUGCAGGUCACGUGGCGACCACUGGUCAGAUCCUGAACAUUAAGGACGCCUAUUCCCAUCCUCUCUUCUACCGCGGUGUGGACGACAGUACCGGCUUCAGGACCCGUAACAUCCUCUGUUUCCCCAUCAAAGACGAGAACAACGAGGUGAUCGGGGUGGCUGAGUUGGUGAAUAAAAUGAAUGGGCCGUGGUUCAACCGCUUUGACGAGGACCUUGCCACAGCUUUCUCCAUCUACUGCGGUAUCAGCAUCGCCCACUCUCUGCUCUACAAGAAAGUCCAUGAAGCUCAGUUCAGAUCCCACCUAGCCAAUGAAAUGAUGAUGUACCAUAUGAAGGUUUCAGAGGAAGAGGUGUCUAAGCUGCUGGUGACAGGGAUUGAACCUGUGAUGGAGAUCCACCCCUGCUACGCUGAGUUCACAUACACACCUCGCUCCCUUCCCGAUGACACCACACCCUUGUGCAUCCUCAGCAUGUUUGAAGACAUGGGUUUCAUCAACACAUACAAGAUUGACCUGCACACUCUCGCCAGGUUUUGUCUGAUGGUGAAGAAAGGCUACAGGGACCCUCCAUACCACAACUGGAUGCACGCCUUCUCUGUCUCACACUUCUGCUACCUGCUCUACAAAAACCUAGGGCUGUCCAACUACCUCGAGGAUAUAGAGAUUCUAGCUCUCUUUGUCUCCUGUAUGUGCCAUGACCUGGACCACCGUGGCACCAACAAUUCUUUCCAAGUCGCCUCACAAUCUGUGCUGGCUGCUCUCUACAGCUCAGAGGGAUCUGUGAUGGAGAGACAUCACUUUGCCCAGGCCAUCGCCAUUCUGAACACUUGUGGCUGCAACAUUUUUGAGAAGUUCUCCAGAAAGGACUACCAGCGUGUGCUGGAUUUGAUUAGAGACAUCAUUCUGGCUACAGACCUGGCUCACCACCUUCGCAUUUUCAAGGACCUGCAGAAGAUGGCUGAUGAUGGAUACAAUCCAAAAAGCCGUACCCACCGCUCGAUGCUGCUGUGCCUAUUGAUGACAUCGUGUGACCUGUCAGACCAAACCAAGGGUUGGAAAACAACACGCAAGAUUGCUGAGCUGAUUUAUAAAGAGUUCUUCUCUCAAGGAGAUCUGGAAAAAGCCAUGGGGAACAGGCCCAGUGAGAUGAUGGACAGAGAGAAAGCGUACAUCCCAGAACUACAGAUAAGCUUCAUGGAACAUAUCGCCAUGCCCAUUUACAAGCUGCUGUCUGAACUGUUUCCUGGGGCCACUGAGCUGUACGAGCGAGUAGCGGCAAAUCGGGAGCAGUGGACCAAAGUGUCCCACAAGUUCACCAUCCGUGGGUUGCCUAGCAACAACAGCCUAGACUUCCUGGACCAGGAAUAUGAGCUGCUGCAGUCCCAGGGUGCUUUCGGGAGUGACGACCACUGCCUCAAUGGUUGCCUUGAGGAUGCAGAAGGAGGGCGGGGUCAGUGACACCAGCGGGAAGCUGACGGUUUAUUGAAGUUUUCUGUGGUCCAAUAAGAGGCUGAGGAUACCUUUUUAGCGACCUAAGAGGGAGGGAUGUCUCUGCUGUCGAUCACUUAGAUGCUUAGCAGGCCAUGCAGAAUGGACAGGACAAAGUUUCAAACUAAUUGAAUCAGACAAGUGAUUUGAAACGAGUGGAUUCACCUGAGCCGGUUCAGUGAUUAGAUGCUACAUGUUGCUUGUGUCUCCAGUUCAGGAAAGCAGAGGGUGGUGACUUUAUCUUUUUCAGGAGCUAUACUGGAAAAAUAAGUUUUUACCACAAGUCACAAGUUCAUUCAUACAGUACUGAUCCUGAUUACGAUUGUAAAAACACACACACACACACACACACACACACACACACACACACUGACACACUUAUGUACAUGCACAUACUGUUUAGACACACACCAGAGAAAAAAAACAAUUCAUUCUUUUUGGAAAAAGACUACUUCAUCAUGUAACAGUGAGAUAAAGUGCUAUACUUUCUGUAAAAUGUUUCAUGAUAGCUUAUAUUGAUUUAAAUGGCUCGGCUUUGUUCACACACAAGCAGCUGCCAUUGUCCCUCACCUGAUGCUUAUGAAUGCAUGCUGUAUGGACACCUCAUGUAUUAUUCCUUUUAUCCUCGUCGAUUUCUCCAUGGCUAAGAAAUUAAUGCAGUCCAUUUUUAUACCAUCAGAACAGAUUUUUGUAUUCAGCUCUUCAAAGUAUAUUUAAUUAAUUCAAUCCAUGAACUUGUACAGGUUGAGGUUUAGUUCAUUUACUUCCACAGCAUUAUAACCCUCAUGUGUAUUGAUUCACUUUACCUCGUUUUUUGGGGUGUUGAAGGGACAAUCUGACAAUCACUGAUCAAUGACAGAGUCAAAGAUCCCUGGCCAUAACCCCCUCCCCACUUCAUGCAAAAAACAUUAGAAACACACACCCUCUGCAUUUUAACUGCAUGUCACUGCAUCAAGUGUGCAUCUACAUCUCAAACAAAAGCCUAAAACACACCUUCACUUUAUUCUUCUCACCCUCUCCCUUGCACCUUUCUCACUUACUUUUUAGUUUACUGAUAUCCUCAUAAACCACUUUAGAUAGAGAGCAACCGAAGCCCUUUAAAAGAUCCAUCUCAUCUGUUAGUGUAAAUGUGCCAGAGUAGAGCGUGUUAUAUGGAGUGUGUCAUUGAGUGUGUCAUAUGGAUCUGCCUUAUUGCGCAUCUUUGCUGCCUUUCUUAGAGCUUUUAAUAUAUGAAAAUUUAAAUAAAGAGUCUGUUUAGUAUGUAUGUUGUUUAUUUGUUAUAGACAUAGUUUGAGUAUCAGUGUGUUGACUGAAUGAUCACCAUGCUCAGAAGUUGUAUAUUUGUGAAAUACCUGUGUGGAGACCUCAGAUCUCAUGUCAUUUCACUUAUUUCUAUUUUAAGUUAUGUAUACAACUACCUGUGGAUAUUAGGCAGACACAACAGCAUUUAUUUUUCAGUUCUUAAUGCGCUCAGAAAAUUGUUUUAAAGAAGGAACUAGAGAUGUAGCCAUCAAAGAAAAGUCUCUUACCUGAAAGCAUCAACAGUUAACUAUUGCUGCAUCCCAAAGGAAAUGUUUGGAAAAUUAGAGUUAAGUUCUCAGAUUGUGCCUCAUGUACAAAAAACAUUUUAAAAAUUGGUGGCUAUGUGGUUUUGUGUUACAAUAUGCCAUAUUCAGUUUUACCUUACAAUGUUUAAAAUAGGAAAUGCUGCAGAGUUAAGGUAAGAUAACCACCAGAAUAGUUGCAGAAAAAGAAACUUCUGAAAUGGACACCACUGUACUGUAUAUAGGCUGAGUGAGUGGGUGUGUAGAUGAGAGACUGAGAGAGAGAGAGAGAGAGAGAGAGAGAGAGAGAGAGAGAGAGAGAGAGAGAAAGGGGUGGAGGUAGCUGGUUUCAGAUCAAAUGUUUGGUAUUAGGAGUCCUUACAAAGCUGGUGCUGAUGAUGCAGACAUAAACCUCAAGUGAUCUGCAAGCAGUUCUUCAAUUAUGUUGUCUUUUAUACAGCCCUGAUAAUGCUGGUGAAGGUAGAUGAAAGCAAAAAUAUGGCAAUUAUAGGAUUUAAAUAUAUUGUUUUUCAUUGAAGGGUCUCAGGAGGGUGCAUUAGGGAGGGAGGUUAAUUGGUUAGCAAAGUGGUUUGAUGUAUGUGUUAGACCUACAUCGGGAUAUGCAUUAGCGCGACUGGAUGAAACCGUUUGAUCUGCCUCGGUCUGGCUUCAUGGACUGAAUAUUUUUUAUGAUAAAUUUCUUAAAGGGCGUACCGAUGUGUUUGUAGAAGAGCCAUACUCUCUCUCUCUCUAGCUCUUUCUCAAGCUCUUUCUCUCACACGUGGGUUUUCCCAUUUCUAUUAUUUUUAAACCACUGUUUCAUACGUACCUGCCUUUUUCAUGUGCAAUAUGAAGUGUCUGCCUCUGUGACGUUACAUAGAUUCCUAUGUAAAUACCUAUGCCUCUUGUUAAGUUAUUACUUUAGUUCUGAGUUCCCAAAGGCAUUCAAGUGUUUGAUCAUGACGUUUCCAUUAAAAAAAAAUGCAAAUGCCGGUGACAAUUUUAAUCCUAAAAUGCUUUUGAGAGUCCAGACCUAGGACACUUUUCUAAACUGCGUGUGUAUCUGUCCCUUUAUGUUUGUUUUAGAGAGUCAGGGCUAAAUGUGCCAAGCAGACAUUGUGAACUUCCUGGCCAAGCUGCAAAGUGAAAAACAGGCAUACCUACAGUUAUUUUCUUUUUUUUUUUGUUCUCUAAUGUUGCAGUGAAGUCGAGGGCUGUGUUCAUAUAAAACUUUUCUGAUAUACAUCACGACCAGGGCUCAUCCAGGAAGUAUGAACCGAAUCUAUUUCCCAUCAUCACAGAACAGCAGGACUCUAACCUGUGAUGUAAUGUCAUUGUAAUGAUCAUCUGUGACAUAAUUGUUAAAUAUGGCAAAAGUAUAAUUUUUGUAAAUAUCAAAGUUUUAAAAGAAAAUGUUUCUUGAUUGUCUGUCAUUAUUACAAUGGGAAGUAUUUCAAUUCUGUAAUGUAUUUAAAGUGGUUGCAUCCUGUUCUCUUCUUUUUUCUUUUUUUUUUGUCAUGCCAUCUUUGAACAACCCCAAUCGUAGACUUUUAGACAGAGGGGAUGAAAUAAAACUAUAUGUGUGUUUAGGAUAUGCAUAUGAUAUUCUAUCACAAAUAGGAACCCAAACUAAUCUGAAAUGUAUACAUGAUGCUUGUACUGAGGACUAAAUCCAGUCAUCUGUUAAUUAUUUGUUUUGUUGAGUUCUGAGUGCUGGUGGUCUUGUUCUUCUUCAGAUGUAAUGAACAAGGACCAUUUUUGACAAGACAAAUGGAUGAAAUUUUGACUUUUUUUUUUUUCUUGGAAUAAAUCUGGUGAAAGGCU
Molecule: messenger RNA, 7012 nt
Organism: Dicentrarchus labrax (European seabass)
Lineage: Eukaryota; Metazoa; Chordata; Actinopteri; Moronidae
Gene: pde2a
Product: cGMP-dependent 3',5'-cyclic phosphodiesterase
Exons: 30
Coding region: 1005-3614 (869 amino acids)
Biological process (GO): regulation of mitochondrion organization; cGMP catabolic process; positive regulation of gene expression
Cellular component (GO): mitochondrial outer membrane; nucleus; mitochondrial inner membrane
Molecular function (GO): protein homodimerization activity; 3',5'-cGMP-stimulated cyclic-nucleotide phosphodiesterase activity; 3',5'-cyclic-AMP phosphodiesterase activity
Source: RefSeq, a predicted model, not a curated record